Messenger RNA from Saprolegnia diclina VS20, 837 nucleotides. RefSeq lists its product as hypothetical. Gene Ontology annotation, cellular component: precatalytic spliceosome; catalytic step 2 spliceosome; U2 snRNP. Bases 1 to 837 code for a protein of 278 amino acids. The transcript has a single exon. NCBI's taxonomy places the organism in Eukaryota, Oomycota, Saprolegniomycetes, Saprolegniales, Saprolegniaceae. The record is from RefSeq and is a predicted model, not a curated record. Gene Ontology annotation, biological process: mRNA splicing, via spliceosome. Gene Ontology annotation, molecular function: RNA binding.
AUGAACGUGAUCAAGGAGAUCGAGCGCUUGAACCAGCAGGAGCUCGACCAGGGCGUGAGCUACGAAGGCUCGUGGCACCACAUCUACCGCGAGUCGGCGUGGGUCUACGUCGGCGGCCUCUCGUACGAGCUCACGGAGGGCGACGUGCUCUGCGUCUUUAGCCAGGUCGGCGAGAUUGAAGACAUCAACCUCGUGCGCGACAAGGACACGGGCAAGUCCAUGGGCUUUGCCUUCCUCAAGUACGAAGACCACCGGUCCACGGUGCUGGCGGUCGACAACUUUAACGGCUCGUCGCUCCUCGAGCGCCUCCUCCGCGUCGACCACGUGCACAAGUACAAGCUCCCGAAGGAGCUUCGCGACAAGGAAGACGGCGUCGACGACGACGACGCGCUCGACGACGCGAUAGACGAGCUCCGCGGGCAGGCAGGGCACGCGUACAAGGACAAGGAGCUCGCGACCAAGUUUGAUAUCCACAAGGGCGUCGACGUCUUCAAGGUCAAGCGCUCGAAAGACGAGAAGAAGAAGCUCAAGAAGGAAAAGAAGAAGGCCAAGAAGCGCAUCCGCGACCAAGUCGACAUCGAAGCCAAGCAGAUGGCGUAUCUCGAAGAGGUCAAGGCCAAGCGCCAAGCGCGGCAUGAAGAGGAGCAGCGCGAGAAGCGGCGGCGCAUGCAGCUCGAGGGCAUCGAGAACGAAGCCGACUUUGUCAUGCCCAGCGAAACCGGCUGGCGCGGCCGGUACGAGCCGACGACGACCGAGAUCUACCCGACCAAGCCGCGCGACCCGAACGCGCCCAAGCCCCAGGUUCAGGGCUACGGCGGUAUGAACCGCCGACGGUAG